CCUUUUUCUAAAAAUGCUGAACUGAGAAGCAAGUUCCCGUCUAGUGAGGUGUAUUUCAAACGGACUCGCCCAGCAUUGCUGACGCUUCAGAGGGUAGGACCCGCACGGUUUUCAAGGACACUCUCAGGUUGAGAUCCUGCUUCGGACCGUGUGCUUUGACGGUCAUGGGCCAGUCGCUACGUUGGCUGCUGUGGUAUGCAGCUGUAGUGGGCUCCACUGUCAACACGCAGCAAACAGAAGACACUCAUCUACCGGAGAUCACAGAUCAACGGUUCAUUUCUCAGUGCGUCGAUGCUCACAAUAAAUACCGCUCCAACGUGAUGCCAACUGCAAGCAACAUGUUUUACAUGACAUGGGAUGAAGCACUGGCCAUAACCGCAAGAGCAUGGGCACGGCAUUGCCAAUUCAGCCAUAACCCCCGCCUCAAAACGCCACGAGAGGUCCAUCCCACUUUUAAUUCCGUGGGUGAAAACAUCUGGAGGGGUUCCACUUUCACAGUCGAAGCUGCCAUGAAGCUCUGGCACGAUGAAGUGGCAGACUACAACCACGACUCAAACAACUGCAGAACAAACAGGCAGUGUGGGCAUUACAAACAGGUCGUGUGGGCCACCAGUUAUAAAGUUGGAUGUGCUGUCCAUGCUUGCCCUGAUGGAGUGAACAACCGCCGUGCCCUAUUUGUGUGUAACUAUGGAGACGCAGGGAAUUAUGUAGGGUUCCAUCCCUUCAAAACUGGACAAUCCUGCAGUGAAUGUGGUGGGGGAACAUGCCAGAACAAGCUCUGCAGAGAUGCAGAACGAGACAAACUGAAACGCUAUGACUGGGCCCCAGACUGGGAUCCAGAAGCAGGGACGAGCGAUGCGUACUACCUGGCUGUUCUGAUCACCAGGCCUCUCUCAGUCCUGCUCAUGUUCAUCGGGGUCUACGGACUGCAGAUUCUCUACCCCAAUCUGUUCGCCUACGAGUGACUCCCGGGAAUAAAGGGUUGAGGAAAUGUACACACUGAAAGAUAGUGUGCAAGAUUGCAAAUGUUACUGGUUUGACGAUGCCUUUACCUUUUUGAUGGAUGUACAAAGACCUCAUUUCAAACAUGGGAACAUGGUUCAAAUGCGGAACUGAUCUAAUACAGCCCCGUCCAAGUGAUUUCAACAGUGGUUAAAUAUGCUGAAAUCAGUCAGACAUUCUCUGAAGGCACAUUCGAUUUUUGUGUUAAAACAUUGCUACAAGACUAUUGUAAAUCCCGUUCCAUCACUGAAAAGGGCUCACUGAUAGGUUGACUCACCCUCCGAGUUGCCUGUGAUUAUAAUCCUUAAAUUCGGGUUUUGGGACUGACACCAAAACAUUGUAUAGCUGUACAAUAAUUCAAGCUCAUUGGCUGUAAUUGCCACAGCCAAUGGAGCGGGGCGGUUCAUUCACAGAGAAGGGGGAGGGAUAGUUUGAGAGUGUUUGUUGCUGCAUUCCCUCUCUUGACCAUUAGAAGUCCGAAAUUACCCAUUGUACCUUUAAUGUUUUUAUGCUGUGACACUGGAGCGAUGUGAGAACUGCUCUGCAGGUAAUAAAAUGCUCUCUGUUCUUAAAA
Molecule: messenger RNA, 1576 nt
Organism: Conger conger (European conger)
Lineage: Eukaryota; Metazoa; Chordata; Actinopteri; Anguilliformes; Congridae
Gene: glipr1a
Product: GLI pathogenesis-related 1a
Exons: 6
Coding region: 165-965 (266 amino acids)
Source: RefSeq, a predicted model, not a curated record